GACAAGGUUCCUGACGCUGAGGACAAGGUUCCUGACGCUGAGGACAAGCUAGUUCCUGGCGGUGAGGACAAGGUUCCUGGCGGUGAGGACAAGGUUCCUGGCGGUGAGGACAAGGUUCCUGGUGGUGAGGACAAGGUUCCUGGCGCUGAGAACAAGGUUCCUGGCGCUGAGGACAAGGUUCCUGGCGCUGAGGACAAGGUUCCUGGCGCUGAGGACAGGGUUCCUGGCGGUGAGGAGAAGGUUUCUGGCGGUGAGGACAAGGUUCCUGGCGGUGAGGACAAGGUUUAUGGCGGUGAGGACAAGGUUCUGACGGUGAGGACAAGGUUCCUGGCGGUGGGGACGAAGCUACUUGGUUCCUGGCCGAGUGAGACAAAGGUUCCUGGCGCUGAGGAACCCGGGACCUGGCGCUGA
This is a messenger RNA of Paramuricea clavata, 411 nucleotides long. Lineage: Eukaryota; Metazoa; Cnidaria; Anthozoa; Malacalcyonacea; Plexauridae. The record is from the annotation of a GenBank genome assembly.